Molecule: messenger RNA, 2095 nt
Organism: Vitrella brassicaformis
Lineage: Eukaryota; Vitrellaceae
Source: the annotation of a GenBank genome assembly
UGUAUGUAUGUAUUUGUUGUGUCAAUGUAUACAUGUAUUGUGUACGUAUGUCAUGUAUACUAGCCUGCCUGCCUGCAUAGACUGCCGCACCAGACAGUGACCGAUUUUCCGGGACCCAUUUUCCCCUGGCUACACUCAUCACAUUCAACCUUCGGUCGGACUCGGAUGGACGGACAUGCAGCCAUCGAACACCCAGCAAGCCAAAUACACACACACCGUCCAUGCCCUUGCUCGUCACUCGUCAUCCUCCUUGAUCUUGAGCGGCAUCACGCUGCACUCAGUGAUGACCACAGCAGUGGUCGGCCUCUCGUUGGCACACGGCAGCUUCGCUAUCCGACGCACCGUCCGCAUCCCACUCACCACCCCUGGGUGCGUGGCCACCAUACAAACGCACCCCAAUCGUCAAAUGCGUCUCUGUUCUGUCAGUGUGUGGUAUUGUGUUCUGUCUCUCGAGCGUACUUCCGAUAGCGACCGUCUUGCCGUCGAGGAAUGACAGGUCUCUCAGCGUGAUGUAGAACUGAGACCCGAUGGUGUUGGAGUGGGGGCCGCGGUUGCACAUGCCCUUGCAUUCAUUGAGACACACGCACAGAGAGAGACAGCCGUCGCGAGCGUCCUUUAUUUGUAUGUCUCGCUCGUGUCUCACAGGCCCACCAGGAUGCCGGGCUGGCUGUGGUCGAUGGCGUAGCUCUCCUCUGAAUGAAUGGGUCAGUGAGACAGGAGAAGCGUGAUGGAUCGAUAGACGAGCCAGCUCAUCACCCACCCCACUGACUGACCAGGCAGGUUGUCGCCCGAGGCACUCACGCUGUUGGCACCCGACCCGUCAACGAUGUCUGCAUCCCCCCGUGAGACACAUGCAUGGCCCACACGUGCACUGCAUUACACGUGUGUGUGUGUGUAUGUGUGUGUGUGUGUGUGUGCAUGCACCUCCCGACUGUAUCCAGCCGUCUGGCAGGACUCUGUGCACAAGGCAGCCCUUGUAGCCACCUUUGACCCCCUGACCCUCAACCAACUUCAGGAAAUUGUCACACAUCCGAGGCAACACGUCAGUGAACAGCUGAGGAGGGGCAUGGCAGGCAAGAAGAAUAGCAAGACAUGCAUGUGUCUCUCUCUCUCUCUCUCUCUCCCUCUGUGUGUGUGUGUGUGUUGUGUGUGCCUCUGUGUGUCUGUGCCUCUGCCCACCUCAAAGACGACAUUCUCUCCCGGCUCAUCACCGAUUUGGAAAGUAAAGGAGCAAAAGAUGUGCUGCAUGCGACACAUAAACACACACACACAGACACACACACACACACACACACAUGACAAGCACAGACGACACGUCCCUCCUCGUUGGCAUGGCAUGCAUGGCUGACCUUUGUGUCCCGCAUCGCGCGAUCGAGCGCCUGUGUUGCCCUCUUGUGAUACAGAGCAUCCUGCCGAGACAGACCCGAGACACCACAAACAAAGAUCGAUGCAGGCACACAGACCCGCACAAAUAACGCCCUCUUAAGCUUUCCCCUGCUGACGUUUGUUCUGUCGACAUAGCCGAAUCGCUUCUCUGCCCAGCUGAAGAAUCUGGGUGGAGAGGGGAAGUAGAGGGUGCGGAGGGGCUUUCUAGUCUCGCAAUACACCAGGGGGAUUUGGGGCUUCGCCGGAUAGAACGCGUCGCCAUGCUUCUGCAGGCGCACACACACACAUCCACACAGGGGUGGAGGGGCUGAAGGGCGCUGUGCCUGUCCUGACCUUCGUUAUUCUCUUGACUUCAUGCUCAAAUUGGCUCUCGAACAAACCUGACCAUCAUCGUUAGCUCAUUCAUGUGCACGACCAGGGCUCUUGAAGAGACCAAACCUGUGACGCAGCCAUCGAUUCGCUCAACAGUCGAUGACAGGUGCUGCAGCCACACGAACAGUGUCAUGGGGUGGACAGCACAUGUGUGCAGUGAUGUCCCACUGCUUGUGCGCCCAUCUGCCCUUGUCAACACACCUCUGCUGCUGUCUUGAUACGCUGGAAAUCUGCGCUGCCGAUCUUUCCCACCACGUGGAUGGUGUACUGGGUGCGCGCCGACUCUCCUGUGCUCAACUCCUGUGGACUCAACUCCAUCUUUUUGUUUCGGAAAGGG